This is a messenger RNA of Polistes canadensis, 1163 nucleotides long. It is a transcript of the gene CIA30, whose product is annotated as complex I intermediate-associated protein 30, mitochondrial. The record is from RefSeq and is a predicted model, not a curated record. The transcript is spliced from 2 exons. Gene Ontology annotation, cellular component: mitochondrion. Gene Ontology annotation, biological process: mitochondrial electron transport, NADH to ubiquinone; mitochondrial respiratory chain complex I assembly. Bases 123 to 1010 code for a protein of 295 amino acids. Lineage: Eukaryota; Metazoa; Arthropoda; Insecta; Hymenoptera; Vespidae.
UACUAUAUACUAUUAUCUAUAUAUUAUUUAUAGAAAUUUAUAUUUAAAUAAAAAUUAUUGAAAAUUUGUAAUAAUGCAUACAAAAUUGAUGACAAUAACGUUAUAAAGAAAUUAUUUGCAAAAUGAAUUUCUUAACGCGUUUAAUACUAUUUAAUAGACCUGUUGUGAAAAAAGUAUUCUAUCCAAGCUACAGGCUAGGACAUAUAUAUCAAAAAGAUCCAAGAUCAGGAUAUCCUGUAGUAUAUGAUAGGCCACCUAAGAAAGAAAACUUAAAUUUUUUACAAAAAGCAAAAAAAGGCUAUUCACAAUUAAAAAAUGAAUUAGCUUUGUUCAAGAAAGAAACUAAUGAUUUUAUCGCUGGUCCCGAUAUUUUUCCACAGCCGGAUGAAAUAGACAUUGUUUGGGAUUUUAAUGGGAAUCCAAAAUCUUUGGAUCCAUGGUUGACCGUAUGCGAUAGUGAUUAUAAACAAGGUUUUUCAACUUGCAAAUUAGAGUUAAGUCCUGAUGGUAGAGCCGUAUUUUCAGGUACAUUAGAUUGUAAAGUUCCAAAAACUGGUAAAAUGAACAAUGCAGGUUACUGCGCUCUUAGAACAGCAACAUUUAGGAAAAGUUUUAAACGAGAAGCACGAUUGAAUUGGGAAUUAUACAAUCAUCUAGUUAUGCGUGUAAGAGGGGAUGGAAGAAUUUAUAUGAUCAAUAUUGGAAAUAAAGGGUUUUUUGAUAUCUUUUGGAAUGAAUUGUAUAAUUACGUACUUUGUACAAGGGGUGGUCCAUAUUGGCAAUUUGUGAAAAUACCAUUUUCAAAAUUCUUUUUGUCCAGUCAUGGAAGAGUACAAGAUUCUCAAACCCCUAUAAAUUUAACUAAUAUAUCAAGUUUUGGUAUCAUAGCUUCUGAUAGAGCUCCUGGACCAUUUAAGCUCGAGAUAGAUUAUAUUGGAGUUGUAUACGAUCCUUAUGAGUGGGAAGAAUUUGCUUAUGAAAUGUAUGAUUUAAAUGAUGUUUUAUUUUAAUAAGGCCAAUGCAUAUAGAUUAAUUAGUGUAAAUAUACCCUUGUAAGUUUAAUAAUUAAUACUAUAUUACUCUGUAAAUAUUAUCAUGCUUAAAUGUCGAUAUGCAAAAUAGUAUGUGUGAAAAAUUGCAAUAAUAAAUUUGUACAUAAUAUU